Molecule: messenger RNA, 2880 nt
Organism: Chenopodium quinoa (quinoa)
Lineage: Eukaryota; Viridiplantae; Streptophyta; Magnoliopsida; Caryophyllales; Amaranthaceae
Product: pentatricopeptide repeat-containing protein At4g21065-like
Exons: 1
Coding region: 972-2684 (570 amino acids)
Biological process (GO): RNA modification
Molecular function (GO): RNA binding; protein binding; zinc ion binding
Source: RefSeq, a predicted model, not a curated record
GUUUUCUUACCUUCUUCUUGUUUAGAUUCCUCGUUAAUUAAGAUUAAUUAAGGGUUACUGUCACUGUAAAAUGUAACUUGUUGAGUUAAUUAUUUAUGGGCAAUGAUUAAAAAGUGUUAAGCGGCUAGUAAAUUUUCAUUCAUCUAAUGAGAGUUGUCGACUACUGAUAAUCUUCACUUAUGUGACUUGUGGUUUUGAGUUAUAAAUUUGUAUUUUUUAAGAGAAUAAGAAACAUAAAGAGUACGGAGUAUUUUGUUUAAAGUAGGUCAAAAAAGGUAACAUAACUUAAGUUGAAAAGAAUAAGAAACUUAAAGAGUAUUUUUUAUGGGGUCGGGGCAGUUUGUGUGAGAGGUUUUGGGGAUCGAUAGUGGGUCAGGUGGGGCGUUAAAGGGCCAGUCGGCCGAUUGUUGGUAGUUAAGGUGGUGACCGGCUGUUUUCCGACGAGAUAAGGAGAGGGGUUAGGGUUUGGUGGUGGUGGGUAGGUGGUUGGGAAAUUUUUUGUUUUUUUUUUAAAAUUUUUAUGAAUUAAGACAAAUGUUCCAAUCAUAUCAUGACAUGUGUCAUGAUUAUUAAACCCUAAUGACUAAUGGAGUUAACAGCCGUUGGUCAUUAAUGAUAUUUGGUGAAUUUUUAAAAAACUGGGUAGCAUUUGGUGAAUUUUGAAAAGUACAAUGGCAAUUGGUGAAUUUUUAAAGUGUUUAAUAACAUUUGGUGAAAUAGCCGAAAAUAAAAAAUAUUUAUAUACACUCGUAUGUAAGUUGCACCAAAGAUAUUUUUUACACGUCGGGUCCGGGUCCGGUAUAUUCACCAAGGGCAAUAACGGCAGUUGCCAACCCGAUUUUCUCCGCUCAUCAAUCAAUUCAUAGGGGACCAAAAUCAACUGAACUCAUCACCUUCCACGAGUAUACUUUACAGAUAAGAUGUAUUUACAGUAGAAAAACUAGAGUUACUUGUCUUCAAGCUAUUCAUCAAUGGAGGUAACCACCAUGUCUCAGGCUAUGCAACUCCAUGCUCAAGCACUCAAAUCAGGCGCACAACCCCACCAUCAAAAUUACAGCAAGCUCUUCACUUUCUCUGCUCUUUCACCUUCAGGUGACCUCAAUUAUGCGCGCCUUAUUCUUGAUUGUCUUCCAACCCCAAAUUCUUAUUACUGGAACACCAUGAUUCGAGCUUACUGCGAAAGCUCAGACCCUUAUCAAUCAAUCUUUCUUUUUCUUGCAAUGCAUAAUGAUCAAUCUCAUGGUUUCGUGCCGAAACCGGAUAAAUUUACUUACCCUUUUGUUUUGAAGGCUUGUGGUAGAUUGAGGGAUACCCAGUUGGGGAAACAGGUUCAUUGUUUGAUUUGUAAAAUGGGGUUUGAGUCUGAUAAAUAUGUUUGUAAUUCUUUGAUUCAUAUGUAUGGGAAAUGUAGUGAUUUGGGGUGUGCACGUAAGGUGUUUGAUAAUAUGCUUGAGAGAGAUGUUGUUGCUUGGACGUCUAUGAUUGAUGGGUUAGUUGAUAAUGGUAGAGCUGUCGAAGCGAUUAGGUUGUUUGAGGAGAUGGUGGAGUGUGGUGUGGAGCCUAAUGAUGCGACUAUUGUGUCGGUUUUGAGGGGUUGUGCUGAGGCUGGGGCGUUCGAGGUUGGGAGAAGGGCUCAUAGGAUUGUUGAAGAACAGGGGAUUGGUUUGAUGGCUAAUGUUAGUACUGCUUUGAUUGAUAUGUAUUGUAAAUGUGGGUGUAUUGAUAGUGCUAGGGAAGUAUUCGACAAGGUUUUGGAUAAGGAUGUGUGUGCUUGGACUGCCAUGAUUCAUGGCCUUGCUAGUCACGGUAUGAUUAAGGAGGCUAUUGAUUCUUUUGAAGAAAUGAAAAAAUCGGGUGUAAUGCCUGAUGAGCAGACCAUGACUGCUGUGCUAGCAGCAUGUAGGAACGCGGGCUGGGUGACUGAAGCUUAUCGUUACUUUGAAGAAAUGAGAAAGAAAUAUGGAAUCAAACCUAACCUUCAACAUCAUGGAUGUAUAGUGGACCUUUAUGCGCGAUCAGGACAGUUGGAUGAGGCUGAAGAUUUUAUUAGGAAGAUGCUGAUUCGGCCUGAUGCAGUGCUGUGGAGAACUGUCGUAUGGGCAUGUAAAAUUCAUGGAGAUAAUGAUCGUGCAGAGCGUUUGAUAAAGGAAAUGAACGUAUAUUUUGAUGACUGUGGGAGUUACGUACUUCUCAGUAAUAUUUACGCCUCUGCUGGAAAAUGGCAUGAUAAGGCUAUCUGUAGGGAAACAAUGAGCAGACAAGGGCUUGUGAAAACACCAGGCUCAAGUAAGAUUGAGGUUGAUGGUAGUGUUCAUGAUUUCACUGCAGGGGAUUCGAGUCACAUUGAAGCACAUAAUAUUUAUAAGAAGUUGGAAGAGAUAUACGAGAGGUUAAGAGAAGAAGGAUAUAAACCUGAAAUUUCAGAGGUCUUGCUAGAAGUUGAUGAUGAUGAGAAGGCUACACAAUUGCUUCAUCAUAGUGAGAAACUUGCUGUUGCCUUUGGACUGAUGAAGAUGAAACCAGGUUCCCAAAUUAGAAUUGUGAAGAAUUUGCGAUCUUGUGAAGAUUGCCAUUCUUUUAUGAAAUUGAUUUCUAGAGUGUAUGAAAGGGAAAUAAUAGUUAGAGAUCGCAUUCGUUUCCAUCAUUUUAGGAAUGGGGUCUGCUCCUGUGGAGAUUACUGGUGAACCUAUCUCCAGCUACCCCCUUUCCACUUCUUUUUGUUGAUGGAAUGAAUGUGCUAGGUCUUUGUUAGGCAUUACACAAUUUGUAAUUAUGUUGAGAAAAAGUAGAGGCAUGUCUGAAAGAUCUCAUCAUAAUCCAUCAUAUUUACAGGAAAGCAGGCCCGUCUGUUAAACACUAUUACAACAAAUCUUUACAAGA